CUCUCAAAACCCACUCUCCUUCUCAAUACCACGUGUUUUACCCCCUAACUCACACUGAUCGUGACACAUUCGCCGAUCAACUGACUCACUUCCGUCAAGCUCACCAUACCUCUCUCCUCUCCUCAUUCACUCCACAAGACAGGUAGGAGGGGUAGUAUCACGAUGACCUCCCCUCUACGGCGCAUGGCUACCGUCAGGGAGGACAUUGAGAGUCAGGCCGUGACGCUGGCUCCCAGCGACGAGUUCGCAGACUAUGAGCCACCUCGCGCCAUCAAGCAUGAGGUGGAGCAGCAAACACGAGGACGGCCGGGUGCUCCUCCGCCGGGUCAGACGGCUCUGAAAGCACCUGCCAAGGGAGAGAAGGCAACGUCGUCGUCUCGACUCAAAACUCUCAUCCGUCAUACUGUUCUCAAUUUCACUCCGUCGUGGUUCUCGGUGAAUAUGGGGACGGGAAUCGUCUCUAUCCUACUAUGGAGCUUACCGUAUCAGUUCAAUGGUCUUCGGACAAUAUCAAACAUCAUCUUCGUCCUCAACAUAGUUCUCUUCAUCCUCUUCGUCUCUCUCAGCCUGGCGCGUUACAUCGUCUGGCCCAAGCUCUUUAAGCUCAUGCUCUUCCAUCCUUCUCAAUCCCUCUUCCUCGGCACAUUCGCAAUGGGCUUCACAACAAUUGUGAACAUGUGCGCUCUCAGCGCAGCCCCAGCUUGGGGCCACGGCUUCGUCAUCUUCACUUGGACGCUAUGGUGGAUCGAGGCAGCAGUGUCAAUCUUGAUCUGCAUAGGACUGCCCUUUCUGCAGUUCACCAGACACAAGCAAAAGCUCGAUGGAAUCACAGCUGUAUGGCUGCUGCCUGUCGUCUCUACAAUCGUCGCCGGAAGCAGCGGCGGUAUUGUUGCAGAGAUCCUCUCUCCUUCACAGGCGCGUCUGACACUGACCGUUUCUUGGAUCAUGUUGGGCACCGGCCUGCCCAUGGCUUUCAUUCUAAUGGCUCUCUACUAUCUGAGACUUGCCAUAUACAAACUCCCCCCUUCGGCGCUGAUCAUUUCUGGCUUUCUUCCCUUGGGACCAUGCGGUCAAGGCGCCUUUGGGCUGAUGAAGCUCUCUUCUGUCCUUUGGAAGCUGAGCAAGAUCACCGGUCAGUCCCUCGCUGGGCAGAGCGCAGCGACGGUAGCCGACGCAGAUGUGAUGGCAACGAGCAUCUAUGCCGUAUCGGUCAUUGCCGCUCUAGUCCUCUGGGGCCUUGGUCUCGUCUGGCUAGUCCUGGCCGUGAGCUUAUUCAUCGACCUCUGGUGGGUCUCCGAGCUCAAGUUCAACCUAGGCUGGUGGGGCCUCACCUUUCCCCUAGGCGUCUUUGCCAGCGCCACUCUGCAACUCGGUCUCGAGCUAGACUCUGGCGCCUUUCGUAUCAUCGGUACCAUCCUCAGCCUCAUCGUUGUCCUCCUUUGGAUGGCAGUAAGCGCAAUGACCCUCGCAAAAGUCUGCAAGGGGGAGCUCUUUCAUUCUCCCUGCUUGGCGGAACACAUGGGAUCACUCAAGGAGAAGAUGCCCGAUGCCAGACUCUACACAUAUGAACCGAGACAAUCACCGAGAUUGCCACUGAGGUCGCUCUCGCGGUCCCGAUCGAGGACAGUCUCUAGAUCGAGGGGACCACGCGGUAGAAGGGGCAGAUCAGUAGAGUAGGGUAGCAAAGGGCGUCAGUGUAACAACAGCAUCUCUUGUAGAUUACUUAUCCAUCGGAACGUCUUGUACAUCACCUAAAUUAAUGUAACAUCGCUUCGCAAAAGCCCUCUGGGUUCUCGC
Messenger RNA from Microstroma glucosiphilum, 1797 nucleotides. RefSeq lists its product as hypothetical. The transcript has 2 exons. NCBI's taxonomy places the organism in Eukaryota, Fungi, Basidiomycota, Exobasidiomycetes, Microstromatales, Microstromataceae. Bases 163 to 1677 code for a protein of 504 amino acids. Gene Ontology annotation, biological process: sulfite transmembrane transport; transmembrane transport. Gene Ontology annotation, cellular component: plasma membrane. The record is from RefSeq and is a predicted model, not a curated record. Gene Ontology annotation, molecular function: sulfite transmembrane transporter activity.